UUUUCUAUAUGCACAUAAGAGAAAAUUGCUGGUUGUAUUGUUCAGUGCAUCGUACACAGUGUUUUUAGUGAGUGGGCAGCUGUAAAUUGCGUUUGCGUGAUAGACACGUUACGUUUUUACUACUAAAAUUUUACUAAUGUAAACUUUAUGAAUGUAAACUUGAAUAUUAAUUACGUUCAUAUAUAGAAAUUCUCCUUAUCGCGUGUGCACGCUUUUUUCUGGGUAAAAUUUUACUUUUCCCAUGCGCAUUAAUUGUGUUUUUUUCUCUCUCGUUCAUGAAACUCAUUUUUCUUUGGUGUUAAAAUAAUACAACACACUGUGAAAUAUCCAAUAAUUUUUAGUGUCAAUUGGUGUUAAGUGAGAGAACCGUGUAUAUACGUUUCGGUGCGUUGUGAGAACAAUAUUUAUAUACGCUUUUCACUUGUGCUUCCGUUAUCAUUGUAUUGGUCUCUACUUAUUAAGGAAAAAAAAUAUCCAAGGAUAUCUUAACAGCAAAAUAACAAAAGAGGAGAAAAAAAAGUUUUAGCAGUUAAUAUUCUGCACCAUGCUUGUAUUUAUAUGUAUGCCUUAAGUUUCUCAACUGCUGCAAAAUGCCAGCAAAACAAAGGAAAAUAGCCAUUAUGGGUUAUAGAUCUGUAGGAAAAUCUUCACUUAGUAUACAGUUUGUCGAGGGACAGUUUGUGGACUCUUACGAUCCCACUAUUGAAAACACUUUUACAAAGACCACACGUGUCAAUAGUCAAGAUUAUGAAGUUAAACUGGUCGAUACAGCCGGUCAAGAUGAGUACAGUAUAUUUCCCACUCAGUACUCGAUGGACAUUCAUGGCUACGUUCUAGUAUAUAGUAUAACUAGUGCAAAAAGUUUCGAAGUUGUGCAAAUCAUUUAUGAUAAAUUACUAGAUAUUACAGGCAAAGUCCAUGUACCUAUCGUAUUGGUAGGAAACAAAACUGAUCUUUAUGUAGAUCGAAUGGUCACUACUGAACAAGGAAAACGCUUGGCCGAUUCGUGGCGUGCUGUAUUUCUCGAAACUAGUGCUAAACAAAAUGAGUCUGUUGCUGAUAUAUUUCACACAUUAUUGACAGAAAUUGAAAAAGCAGAUGGUAAUGUCCAAGAGACAAAAAAUUGCAUUAUUUCUUAAAUAAAGAAAAAAAAGAGAAAAAAAAUGCGUUUGUGAAUAAUUUAUUUCACAUAUUUAGAAAAUAUCGGAUAAAUUUUACGGAAAAGGGAACUACAAAAAAAUGUCCUUUUUUUACAAUUAAUUUUUAAUUUGAAAUAUUUUUUUUCUUUUGGAAGGUAUACAUUAUAUAUCAAAAAAACAAAAUAUGCAAAGAAUGAAAAAUUUAAUUUCUUAUUUUUAAAAGCAUCAAGCGAUAUAUCUUUUUACAAAGUGUAAUUUUUUUAAGUAUAGUUUUUUUAAUAUAAAGGUAAAAAUGGAUUAACGCAUAAAGGAAGAAGCAACACAAAAAAAAAUAAAUCUUAAAAUACAUUAUUGUUGAAUGAUCAUUUUUAAAACAGGACUUACUCGUUUGUAUAUUUUUAACAGAAGACAUUGAAAAAAAAAAAAUUUUUGCGUGACGCAUCAUUUUAAUAUUCUUUAUCACACGGUAUGCUGUAUGUACACUGAAUGCAAUUGAAAAAAAACUGUAAAUACGAAAAAAAGAUUCUGACGUCAAAUGAAAACGUUCAGGAUAUAUAAAAGAAUCAUAAAAUAAACAAAAAAGGUUUAAGUUGAAA
This is a messenger RNA of Leptopilina heterotoma, 1735 nucleotides long. It is a transcript of the gene Rheb, whose product is annotated as GTP-binding protein Rheb homolog. The transcript is spliced from 6 exons. Gene Ontology annotation, biological process: small GTPase-mediated signal transduction. Bases 591 to 1139 code for a protein of 182 amino acids. Gene Ontology annotation, molecular function: GDP binding; GTP binding; GTPase activity. Gene Ontology annotation, cellular component: plasma membrane. The record is from RefSeq and is a predicted model, not a curated record. NCBI's taxonomy places the organism in Eukaryota, Metazoa, Arthropoda, Insecta, Hymenoptera, Figitidae.